Paramisgurnus dabryanus is the source of this 2817-nucleotide messenger RNA. RefSeq names its product oligodendrocyte-myelin glycoprotein. Lineage: Eukaryota; Metazoa; Chordata; Actinopteri; Cypriniformes; Cobitidae. The record is from RefSeq and is a predicted model, not a curated record. Gene Ontology annotation, molecular function: protein binding. Gene Ontology annotation, biological process: neuron projection regeneration.
CCAUCGCCCCUGCACAAUCACAAUCAUCCAAAUAAGUGACCCGUACAGAAACAUACAUAGUGAAUCUGGACUUUACUGCAGCAGAAGAACCACAGAGCAAAAAGAGUUCACACCGCCACUGAACUACAGCGAGAGAUGGAGAGAAUUUAAAAAAGCAAGGGCACAGCGAUGACAAGCAAAAGAUGUCUCUGUGUCACCCACAGGAACACCCUGACAAUGCAAUUUUCUGCUGUGCUGUCCUGCCUGCUCUUAUUGCAGUUUACCCGUACAUCUGUACAUGCAGAAUGUCCUGCUGUUUGCUCCUGUAGUGAAGACCAUCGGACGGUUGACUGUUCCUGGCAGGGACUGAGACAUCUGCCCGCUGGACUGGAGCGUAACAUCCAGUCUCUCAACAUGACCCACAAUCGGCUGUCCGACCUGGACCAUGAUCUAAGCUCAUUCACACACCUGCGCAUCCUGGACGUCUCCUACAACCGACUGCAUCACUUCCCAGCCACACUACCUCGGGCUCUUUGGGAAAUCGACAUGUCUGGAAACCGCCUGCAUGUGCUCAACAAAGGUGACACAGUGUACCAGUGGAACCUUAAAGUUUUGGAUUUGUCAAUCAAUAAGCUGGAGCGUGUCGUUUUUAUCAACAACACACUACCCAACUUGAAGGCUCUCAAUCUGAGUCACAACAAGUUCUGGACCGUACCCACCAACAUGCCCCAAAACCUAGAGAUGGUGGAUCUAUCGCACAACAAUCUGCUUCAGAUUUUGCCAGGUUCACUCGAUCGACUUCCCAGGUUGGCUCAGUUAUACCUGCACGCAAACCGCUUUACUACGGUCAAUGAAGGAGCGUUUCAAUAUCUACACGGUCUGAAGAUCAUCACUUUAGGAGACAACCCUUGGGCUUGCGAUGUAACGGCAAACAUCACCCAUCUGUUGCUUUGGACCAAGCGUACUUCCGCCCGUGUCCUGGGAUGCCCGUGCCACACCUGGCACACAUGUGGAGAGGCUUAUGUGGCCCAGACGGGAAGCUGGCAUUUUGAAACUGACACAUCGUCUCCAUACAUCUUUGGAAUUGAAGAACCAAGUCAUCCAUCCAUCCAAGCAGUCACUUCGCACUUCUGGACCGAGAUGAACACGCAUCACACCAGGGAUGACCAAUCAGUGUUUAGGAGCAACAAGGAACACAGAAACAUUCACACAACUACAGAUAGUCCAGUCACAACUGGCCACUUCUUCACCACCAGUAACACCAUGAUCUCCACCACCCGCAGGACCACCACUCUUCGUACCCGAAGCGUGAAGAGAGCAAAUCAGAAGAUUGGUAAAAACACAAGCUCAGGAUGUUCCCGUUCAUUGUCCACAUCGGGAUUGCUUUUUCUAAUAGCCAUGAUGCAAAGUAUCUAAAUGCCAGAGGAGUCAGAUUUCUUUUCCACCAGGGCUGGCAUGGGAACUCGAAUCUAACAUGGAAUUGCAAUGCACUUUUCCACACAAUAAAGCCCUGGUCACGAGUCUAAAAUCUUGCUAGUCUCGAACAAUAGGAACCGGUGACGUCAGAUGGCAUCUCAAACAGUGUUAUUAGAUGCAUUUUUGCUUACUUAAUGUCACAAAUAUUGUCGCACAACUUCCACAAUUAAAAGCACAGUUUAAAAUUGCACUGUAAUAUCAAAAUAUGAAGCAAGGUCAUCCGAUGUCAUUAUACCAGGGUUUGAAAUUGCGACAACAUCAGUCACAUAUGGUCUUGAAAUUUAAUUUACAUUAAAAUAUAUUUGAGAGCAUUUGUGCGAGUGCACAUGAUGAAACUUUACACAAAUUACUCAGUUAAAUACAUGAAGCUCAUAUUCACAGUUCACGCAGAUUUUAUUGUUUCAUUGAGAAAUACGAUGGUCAAAUACACACUGACAACUUAUCAUAAUAAAAGACUGUUAAAUGUAAUGAAGAUAAUAGAAAUAUAUUACUAUUGUAUAGUAAAAUCUACUUUUAAAAUAAUAAAAAUAAUGAUUUAUUUAUUUCUUAAGUAAUAUAAUCACCCUCAAAAGAUUUAUUUUAUUAUUAUUUAAAAAAAGAUAAAUUAUUACAUUUUAUGAAUUCAGUUUAUUAAACAUGCUGUUUGAUAAGUAAAAUGAAAUAAACCAUAAAAUUUUUUUAAGUGAAAAUACAGAAUUCAGAUAAAUUAAAAUAGAAAAAAUGGGAUUUGUGAAAAUAAAAACUGAAUUUAAUAUAAAUAAUAAAAAAUAAUUAAAUGGUAUUUAUAUGCCACCACGAAUCUAUACAUUUUAAGCAUAAGAGCUUGUUAAAAAAAUGGGCCAAGCACAAAUCAGGUGUGUGGCAAAUAAUUUAACAUCAAGUUUAAUUUUUUAGGCUUUUAAUUUUUAGAGUUAUGAAGUUUUGGUGCUCCUAAUUUUUAUACUGGUGCUCCUAACUUUUACAUUUGGGAGCACCAGUGCUACCUACUAAAAAAGUAACUAUGGUUUGACAAGAAUCGAAAUUAAAAACAUGGUAAAUCAAGUAAAACUUUUCAAAGCGUCUGCAAAUAAAUAAAUAAAAUAGAUGUUCAACAUCAGCUAAAGCUAAACUAUAUAAGUUUAAAUAUGUUUGGUGCUAACACAAAUCCAGCCCUGGUGGAAAACUAAUAAGAGUAUCGUACUUCAAAACUGGUUUAUGCCAUAUACUAUAAAGCAAUUCUAAUAAAUACGUAACAUGUUUUGCACAUCUCCUAAUGUUUCAUGAAAGGACACAAAAUGGACUAAAUCAUUUUGUCUAUACGAGGCAACUAGCAGGUUUACAUAUACAUUUACAUGAGAGGGGUGAAGCAGAAUUUUAUUUUCA